Molecule: messenger RNA, 981 nt
Organism: Lactuca saligna
Lineage: Eukaryota; Viridiplantae; Streptophyta; Magnoliopsida; Asterales; Asteraceae
Source: the annotation of a GenBank genome assembly
AUGAAGACAUGUCCGCCCCAACUCGAUCUUCUCGCUGUCGAUCAUCAUCGACCUCUGGUCGCCGCCGAUCAUCCAGAGUUGUCGCCGAUUGUCCACCAAGCCGACCAACGACCUCUCUGCCGAUCUCCUUUCUCCCUCUCCAACCAGAUAAUGGACGAAAACCUCACCACUGUUGUUGACUGUGAAACAACUUUAAAAAUGAAAAAACCAAAAUUCGGAUGGGAUAAUCGUAGCUUCAUGGCGUUUGUUGAUUCAUGUGUAACUGAAGUAAGAAAAGGCAAUAAAACCGAGUGGAAGUUUUAUGACCGAUUAAUGAGGCUUGAAACCGGACUCGGUGGGACGAGAAGCCUAAUAGAUGCAUCGCCCGAAUGGUGGGAGGAGAAAAUAAAGGUGAAUAAAGAUUAUGCAAAAUUUAGGAACGCGGAUUUGAGCAUAUUUGAUGAGAAAUAUGUUCUUUUGUUUCGAGAUUCCGUUGCCGUUGGAGAUCAGACUAUGACUCCAUUACAGUUUCAAAACAAUAGCAAUCCAAACGGAGAAAAUGUGGAGGGCAAAGGAGAUAGUGAUGAUAUAAAUUUAGAUGAUGAUGUUGAGCUGCUUUUUCCUAGUUUCCAUGAAAGUAGUUCGAGUAAGAAUAGAAGGUCUAAGCUUGCUUCCAACAACCGUUCAACCAAGAGUAAAAGUUCAGUAAUUGAAGAAAAAGUAGAUGCUUUAUUGGAUGCCAUAUCAACAAAAAGCACACAAACUUAUCCACAUAAUAAUCCUUCGCCAACAAUAGCAGAUUGCAUGGCCAUUGUUACCAAGUUUCCCGAUUUUCGUGAAGGGUCCAACGAAUUUUCACAAGCAUUGUUUGUGUUCACCAAAAAGCAAAACCGUGAAGCUUUUAUGUUUCCAACGAUUGACAAAGCCAAGAUGGGGAUGGAUAGUGAUUACUCUAAUUCUUCUAAUGAUAAUGAAGAAUGGUGGGUGGAAGAGGAUAAAUAA